Messenger RNA from Puma concolor (puma), 1368 nucleotides. The record is from RefSeq and is a predicted model, not a curated record. Lineage: Eukaryota; Metazoa; Chordata; Mammalia; Carnivora; Felidae.
AUGUGCGGUCCGGUCUUGAGAGACGUUUUCCGCCUGGGUGAGCACCAAGGAAAACUAAGCUGCAAGAAACUGUUGAGGUGUGGGGCAUGUGGAAAACGAUUUUACUUCAGCGUAAACUUUCAGCAGCAGCCGGACCAGCAUACGGGAGAGAAACCAUUCAGAAGUAGUGUGGACAUGGCCUCUUUUGUGAAGGAAUAUGGAUUCCAUGAUUUAGAAAAGCGCUUUACAUGUAUAGAGGUUCAGAAGGAUUUCAUGCCUGGCUCAGGGCAUCUGCAGCAAGAGGCCACUCAUACUGGAGAAAAGCCAAACACAAUCAUCCAGUGCAGGGAAACUUUACAGCGUAGUGAAGGUCAUUACACUUGGGGAGAAUGCAGGGAAGCCUUUGGUCCCGAGCAUACACCUGUUCAGGAUCAGGGUAUGCAGCCUGGACGACCGUGUUUUGUGUGCAGUGAAUGUGGGAAAACAUUCAGGUACAAAUCUUUAUUGACUAUCCACCAGAGAUUCCAUACUGCAGAAGGACAUCAGGAGUUUGGCAAAGGUAGAAAAUCCAUUAGGCAAAGCCAUAGUUCAGUUUUAAUUAGUCACAGGGUUCAACCUAGAAAAAGGCCUUAUAAGUGUGGUGACUGUGGAAAAUGUUUUACUUCUAUGUCUAUUCUCAGUUAUCAUCAGAGAACUCACAGAGGGGAAAAACCUUAUCAGUGCAUGGAAUGUGGGAAGUCUUAUAUCUCCAGUACUGGCCUCCGUUAUCAUCGCAGGGUUCACACUAGAGAAAGGCCUUAUAAGUGCCAUGAAUGUGGCAAAUCUUUUUUCUCUACUUCUGACCUCCAUUAUCAUCACAGAGGUCACAGUACAGAAAAGCCUUAUCAGUGCAAUGUAUGUGGCAAGUCCUUUCUCCGAAGAAACGUCCUCAAUGCACACAUAAAGAUUCACUCAAGUGAAAGGCCUUAUAAGUGUAAUGAAUGUGGGAAAUCUUUUAAGUGUAAGGCGACAUUCAUUAAACACCAGAGAGUUCACACAGGAGAAAGACCUUAUGAAUGCAGUGAUUGUGGAAAAUCAUUUAGUACAAGUUCUGUCCUUCGUUCUCACCAGAGAAUUCACACUGGGGAAAGGCCUUAUGAAUGUAGGGAAUGUGGGAAAUCUUUUACCACUAGUUUUGUCCUCCAUAAUCACCAGAGAGUUCACACUGGAGAGAGGCCUUAUGAAUGCAGUGAAUGCGGCAAAUCUUUUACUGCUAGUUCUGCCCUCCACUAUCACCAGAGAGUUCACACUGGAGAGAAGCCUUAUGAGUGUAGUGAAUGUGGCAAAUCUUUUACCACUAGUUCUGCCCUUCAGUGUCAUCAGAGUUCACACUGGAGAAAGGCCUUAUGA